ACACACCUGAACCGGGCAUCAUUAAAUAAAGACACUAACACAGGUAGAACCCCUUGUCUAAUAGCUAAAGAAAAAAAUACAGUUUCUUCACCAAAGGAAAGGAUUCUUUGUCAUUCCAGUUAUUUACCAGAUGUCUAGAUGAAAACCAGCUGUAGACUUUGAGGACGCUCAUUGUUUAUUUAUUAGUUUGGACAUACUUGACAUCUACUUCAGUAAUGGAGCACCAACCAGGGAGUCCAGUGGCUGGGAAGGCAGAGGAACGAUCAGGAAGUCUACUCCUUACCUACUUCCAGGGAGAUAUUAAUAGCAUGGUAGAUGCACAUUUUUCACGUGCCUUAGAAAACAUCACCAAACCAAAGGGAGACAUCACUAAAAACAAGAAACCUCGCAAAUCGUUCAAACCCGAGCAGCCAAAUACAAGUAACUGGGACAUGCAAUCGCAUCUGUGCUUUGAAAACACAGAUUCUUCAGGACGGGUUGAGUUUGGCAGACACGAAGGGCUGCAGACAAACCCGCGUCUGCCACUUAACACUCCUGUGGAGAGCUCCAGUGUUUGGCUCGGUGGUCCACGGCAGGCCACGAGUCUGGUGUUGCCUCCCAUGGUGUAUCCCUCUGCUGCGUCUGCUGAGGGCUUGGCAGUGGCAGACCAUCAGUACAAUUCUCUAUUAAGUCUGCUGCACAGUGAGCGGCCAGACCUGGGCUCCGUCAUGGUAUCCUCCUCCAAACAGGAGCUCAUGCAAGGCUGGGCCCGGCAUCCGGGAUAUGGAGAGCAGAUGACUCCAGAUCACAGCCUUGACUCUGGUGUACCAAUGAUGGAGAAGAAGGACUUAUAUUGGUAUUAGACAAGUCUUUUUGCAGUUUUUUGACGUCUUCAUACAAACCAAAACCUGAUUCUCAAGAACAAGGAAGUCUUAUCUCUGUUUUACUUGUUUUAAGAGUUCAGAGACUUGAAAUGCUUCACCCAGAAGCCAUUGCACCUGACUACAUGCAGACAAACCAGUUCAAGAACAAGCUCAUCACGUAGUCCAGCAAAGUGAGUUUGAUUUGAAAAGAAAUUCCCUUAAGCAAUUUGGGGGUUGGUGGUUCCUCUGCUUGUAGUCAAAGCAUUUCAAGUGACAUACAGAAAAUUUGCCAUGCCAAGCCAUACCUAGAUAUUUAUUAUGUUAGCCUUUUUUUAAUAUAUAUUUGUUCUUGGAACACAAUUAAAUUAAAUCUACUGUAUGUGUUAAUAAACAAAUAAACAUGUCUAGAAUGAAAAACAUAAAAAUGGACAUUUUUUAAUUAAGAAUAACCAUAUGAGAAAAUAAAAUCUGCAAUAAAAAACACAAAAAUUUCAACACCUUUCUAUUCACAUUCUAGAAAUAUGUUUAUAACUGCCAUCUUUAAAUUAAAUAGAGUAAGCAAUCUGAACAUGGUGAAAAUGAAAGAGAUAAAAGAAAACAAACUGAGUUGCAUUCUGAACCGAGACAACCUGAGAUAUUCAUCUGACACCUCGCUUGUGUGGGCUGCCUGAACUGAUUUUUUUGUUUCUUUGUAAUCCUAGUUGAAAACAGACUGUAAAAAGUAUAUAUAAAUAUGUAUAGAGUAUAAGUAUAUGGCUUCUGUUAACAUUAAAGAUAACAAAUGUGAACAAUGUUUGCUGAUGUCUUUGUUCGUGAUCCGCUGUAAAUAUUGCAAAUAAACACAACAAUGUGUACCCUGAAUAAUAGAG
Silurus meridionalis is the source of this 1711-nucleotide messenger RNA. RefSeq names its product vestigial like family member 1 (gene vgll1l). Gene Ontology annotation, cellular component: nucleus. Gene Ontology annotation, biological process: regulation of transcription by RNA polymerase II. Lineage: Eukaryota; Metazoa; Chordata; Actinopteri; Siluriformes; Siluridae. The transcript is spliced from 4 exons. Bases 216 to 842 code for a protein of 208 amino acids. The record is from RefSeq and is a predicted model, not a curated record.